GGAUAUUUUGGGCCUGGUGGACAAAGCGAUAGUGCCGUCUAAACCCUUUGGAAGAGUCACGAUACUAGCACUUAUCACGACGCCAAGUUCUGAUAACGUUUCCUCCAUGCGGCACGUAGCCUGUUUAUAACCCUCCUUACCCUCCCGAAGUGGCACGAUGUUAGACUCUAUAGAUUCCGGUACGUGACGUGGUGAAUGUUGCGCCAGGCGAAGACCACGCAUUUAAUGCUACCCUGAGGGUCCUUUUAUUAGAUGUUUUCACCCGCAAUAUAUUGAGUUACAAUGCGCACCGACUCGGAGACGUUGAUAUCUCUUUGCAAGCAGUGCCCCGCAUCAUUCGCCUUCCCCUCGCACCCCAUCUCAUUCCACCUUCACAACGCUCUUCGCACUGGUCAAGAAUUAGACCCAGAAAGUGUUGCGUCCAUAAGCAAAGCGAUUCCAUCUUUGCACUCAAAGCUAUCCGACUACAAUGCUGAAAUUUCUCGACUUGAGAGCAUCCUGAUUCGGCUCAGGCACGGCCGGGACGAGUUGAGUCUUUGCCUCGAUGCAUGGGAGUCUCGCUUGGCUCCCGUUCGUCGGCUCCCCGUAGAAAUUUUGACGGGUAUCUUCAAGGAUGCGUGUAGUCCGAUGCCAAUAUCGUCGUAUUUCCCGGCCCGCAAUGCCGUUCAAGCUCUCAUCAUCACUCCCCUUCGUAUUGCCUCAGUAUGCGCGUUUUGGCGGAGUAUCGCACUCGCUACUCCAGAAAUGUGGACAUGCGUUUAUGCACAUGCAAAUCAGGCAGACGUCAGCGAGGCACUAUGCAGUGUCAUCAGCCUCUAUCAGGAUCGUUCCUGCGCCCGUCCCUUAUCCAUCUUCAUUUCCGCGUUAUAUGCAAAUCAGUCCACUCGUCAAGUUGUUGACAGACUUGGACAAGACUACAGGGUCUUUGACAAGCUCUUUGCUGGAGGCUUAGACCUGACGAGAUGCCGCAGGCUGGUGUUUGACAUUGACCCAUUCAAGGUGUUGCGUUCCUAUCUCAACCUUUCUGAUGAGCAUAGCUUCGUAUGGCCAUCACUAGAAUGUCUUGAAUUAUCUCAGCAAGACGCUUGGGCAGAGCGUUCAUAUCCCUGCACCUUGUUCGAGAGGGCGCCGAAGCUGCGAGAACUUUAUCUUAGGGGAACGGAUGUGUCGGUCGCAGGGUAUGUCCUACCGAUACGUCAGAUCCAUUCACUUACUCUUCAUGGAUGCGCAUCUGAAUGCGUCUUUUACUUGCUGAGGUCUUGUGCCAGCCUCAAGCACCUCACCUUGUCUCAUUGGGAUUCUAGUGGACGGACUCGAGGAACAUCAUGCGUCCUUCGAAGUCUACGAUCUCUUACUGUGAUACGCUAUGGGGUGUCCGAUUUCCUCGAGACGUUCGAACUGCCAGUGCUUACUCAUCUUGUAUUGGAUACGAAUAUCUGUACGGAAGAGUUGUACAAGAAUGUUGAUCCACGCCUUUUCCCAAUCUAUUACCAAUCCAUGGUCUCUCGUUGCGCAAAGUCCCUUACAAAGCACCAAUCCUCUCUUUCACAUCUGACUUUGAAAGAUCUUCCCUUCGAUUCUAGAAUGGUCAUCGAAUUUCUUUUCAGGGUUCCCAAUCUCAGACGGCUUUCUAUCAUUGAAAAGAGGGGUUUGGAGAGCUUCACCCUCGACCAGCAGUUAACGGAUUAUCUGUCGAAACCGGAAGUCUUACCAGGUCUCGCCCGAAUUGACCUCGCUUGGUCAACAGACAACAUAGACCUUGAUGAGGAUGUCAUAAUGAGGAUGUUGGAAUACAGAGUGGACAGGAAGAUUUUGGAGUCGGCGGUUAUUGGGCCACGAGAUGGAGGCGAGUUGCGAAAUGACACGUUGAUUCGGAUGCGACCGAUGAGAGAACGAGGAGUUGAAGUUAUGGUAUGGUAAAUUUGGGGCUAUCGACCCUGUAAAUUAAUUGCCAGUGUAUUUGGUUGCAUGUUCUCGAGCAGAUAAUUGUAUCA
Desarmillaria tabescens is the source of this 1994-nucleotide messenger RNA. RefSeq lists its product as uncharacterized. Bases 283 to 1920 code for a protein of 545 amino acids. The record is from RefSeq and is a predicted model, not a curated record. NCBI's taxonomy places the organism in Eukaryota, Fungi, Basidiomycota, Agaricomycetes, Agaricales, Physalacriaceae. The transcript has 2 exons.